AACCGAAACCAAUAUCUAAAACCCUAACCCUAACCCUAACCCUAACGACGAGCUCAUCAGAGGUUUAUCACAUUCAAUCGAAUACUCAACCUAAUCAGAAUCAUUCAACGAUGUCAAUUGCUAACGAAACACCUGCAAUUGAGCAAGCAACGAACGAAAACGAAGAUCCAGAGCCAUUAGAAGACGAAACAGACGACGAUGAAGAGCUUUCAUGGUCAUCGGAUUCCGAAAUCGGAGAAGCGUUGGAUUAUUUGGACUUGAAGGAUGAUGCCGGAGCAGUUGACGGAGCUCUGGUGCUAAACGCACGCCGGCCGAAUGCUCACGGAGGAGUACACUCCCGUCCUAAUGCGUCGGCUCUGCAACCGCUUUCGAAUCGGAACCAGAAGUUUACUAAUCAUAUUAGGGCUUCUCCAUUGGAGGAGUGGGAAGGAAGGUGGAACCGUGGCAUGUCAAACUCGGUCACCACUGCUAUCCGUGAGAGUGUGCGAGGGAUGGCUAUUGGUAAGACCAAAACUACUGAAAAAGCUGAUAGAGCAACCGUUGAACAAGCAAUCGACCCUAGAACUCGCAUGGUUCUGUUCAAAAUGUUGAAUCGUGGUGUUUUUCACGAUAUAAAUGGCUGCAUUUCAACCGGGAAGGAGGCAAAUGUAUAUCAUGCUACGAAAUCUGAUGGCCAGGAACUGGCAAUCAAAGUGUACAAAACUUCUGUUCUUGUCUUCAAGGAUAGAGAUCGCUAUGUACAAGGUGAUUACAGGUUCAGACACGGAUAUUGUAAGCACAACCCGAGGAAAAUGGUGAAGACAUGGGCCGAAAAGGAAAUGAGGAAUCUUAUGCGCCUGAAAGCAGCUGGAAUUCGUUGCCCAACUCCACUUCUUUUAAGGCUCCAUGUUUUGGUUAUGGAGUUCAUAGGGACCACUGGAUGGGCUGCACCUCGACUCAAAGAUGCCGCACUUUCUCUAGACAAGUUACGAGAGGGUUACGUUGAGAUGAUAACUUCAAUGCGGGUACUAUAUCAAAAAUGCAAGCUAGUACAUGGAGACCUUAGUGAGUAUAACAUACUCUACCACGAGGGUCACUUGUACAUCAUCGAUGUAUCUCAAUCAGUUGAUCUUGAUCAUCCUCAUGCGCUUGAUUUUUUGAGAGAGGAUUGUGUUCACGUAUCCGAUUUCUUCAAGAAACAUGGGGUGGCGGUUAUGACUAUCCGUGAGUUAUUUGACUUCAUUGUUGACCCGUCAAUCGGUGAUGAAUCUGUUGACAGUUAUUUGGAGGAGGCUCAAAAAAAAGUUACGGCUCGGGGACACGAGAUUUCUGCCGAGGAUGAAAUUGCAGAUGCCGUUUUCGUCCAGUCAUAUAUCCCGAAGACACUGGAUAAUGUGAAAAACGCUGAGGCGGAUGUAAUACGCUUAACAAGCGGACAAGACACGGGAGAUAUGUAUUAUCAAACGAUUACAGGACUCAAACACGCGCGUCAAAUUAAAGAACAACAACAUCAAGAAACAAAUCUUUCAGAACAUUCCCUUGAUGAUCCGACACAACAUGCUAAUUCACAUGAUCAAGAAUCACCAACCGUUGAAGAUAACGACUCAGAUGAUUCUGAAGAUGAUGAUGAUGACGACGAUGAUGAUGAUGAAUCUUUUUCUGAUAAUGAGAAACCGACACCUUUAGAUAAGAAAGCAGCAAGAAAAGAGAACAAGAAGAAAGUAAAAGAAGAGAAGAGAGAAGCCCGGAAGACUAAAGUGCCCAAAGCGGUUAAGAAGAAAAAGAAGAAGCUGGCCAAAGCUAAGAAAACUCGGUAAAAAAAAGUAUCGGUUCGACAGUUUUAUAGUAAGAUUCUUGUAUACCGUAGAUAAUUUUGUAUCUUGUUGAGUUUUCUUAGCCUUCGCGUCUCUAUUUAUACUGUAUGCGUGAACAAUCCCGAUUAUCUCUUUAAGUUUUUAAUUCGUUUUAUUUAACCUAACCUUUCUUUUGGUUAUGUUGGCUCUAUACGCUAUUGGUGGGAUUUACUGCUAUAGAAUACCGACGGGAUUAUAUCAAGUAACUUUAUGAUUUCAACCUCGACAUGUAUAUAUGAUUUGAUUAGCCACGUAUUACGCUUCAAAUAUGGGUGAAAUAAAGUUGGUCUCUAACUUGAUGGCUCUUG
Helianthus annuus (common sunflower) is the source of this 2140-nucleotide messenger RNA. Its product is annotated as serine/threonine-protein kinase RIO1. The transcript has 12 exons. NCBI's taxonomy places the organism in Eukaryota, Viridiplantae, Streptophyta, Magnoliopsida, Asterales, Asteraceae. The record is from RefSeq and is a predicted model, not a curated record. Bases 111 to 1796 code for a protein of 561 amino acids. Gene Ontology annotation, molecular function: protein serine/threonine kinase activity; ATP binding.